AUACACAUUUUGAACUGAAAUUCUUGAUACUUUCAGCCAUUACCGGUGUCAGAAGUUUUGUGUGAAUCUCCUGCUCUCUUCUUUCAUAUUUUCCAAUAAGCAAGUCGUUUUAAUCUUCCUUUACAAAACAAUUUGUAGUUCUAUUAGAGGAUCAUUCAGUUUAUAGCCUAUAAACAUUCAACAGAGAGUAAGACAGAUGGCAGCUCAUCCAAGAAGCAGAGAUGAAAUCUUCAAAAGUUUUGUGGAAAAUUUGCAACUUGUUGUUGACAAAUUAACAGAGGAUGUGCCUUCUAGGGAUGCUGCAGAAUUUAAUUUGGCUGAAUAUUGGAUCAAAAUGGAGAUUGUAUUCAAGGCAAUGUCGUUUGAGGCUACUAAACUAGCCAUGUGUUUCAGUAAACCACCUGUUCCCAGCCUCGAUGAAUGCCAAUCCCUACUUAGCUCUGUAGAGAUGAAGACUAUUGCAUUGGUGUCUCUAUACUAUGGACUUCCAAAAGAACAAGGAGUUACAUUAAGAAAGUGUACAAGAAACAUGGUAGCUGGUGUAGUAGAGAGCAUCAAAGAACUAGCUGAGGGCAUCAAGAUGUCUGGUUACAAGAGCAGUGAUGAACAGUUGCAGUCUACAGGUGCAGUGUGGGAAUCGUGUGACAUCAUCCACUCAUCUGCAAAGAACAACAAGGAAGCUGUCUUGAAGGAACUCAAAGCAACAUCAGGGCUUGUAAAGGAUGCUGUCGAAGAGUUGAAUGAGGCCAAGGACACGAAUGGAAGCAGUGGAGGCUUUGACUUUCUGCUGACCGAUGAAGAGCCUGGUAUGGAUGAAGAAGAUGAGGCCGUAUGGUCAGAUCAGGACAAGGCUGUCAUUCAUCCAGCCCUUGGCUUGGCCAGUGCAUGUAAAGCUUGUGUGAAGAAAGUCACAGAUGCUAUCAAUAGGAAUGCCAAGUAUGUGGAGAUGGUGCACAUAAAUGAGCUUGACGAGGUGGCGGAGAUAGCCGAUGAGAUCAGUCCUAAUCUGGAUGAGCUAGUGUCCUGUCUGUAUGCACCUAUGACUUACACAGUAGUACGGGCAAAUGCUACACUGAUGGCAGAGGUUUUACACAAGCUUCUAAACACGUUUCGAACAUCCCACAUGGUGACCACUGAUGACCCUAAGAUAGAUGACCGAAAGUGGAUGGACUUCUUGACCAAGGCCAUUGACCACAAUGUUGACCAGAUUAAGAAUAUUACCAAGGAAGAGAUCCCAAGAUGAUGGCAUUAUAAUGAAAGAAACUAUUUAAAUAAAAGACAGUUUAUGAACAGGUAUAGGAUACAGAGUCUUACAUGUGGAUCAUGUGCAUUUUCAACCUAGCUGCUCUACAUGUGUAUUUGGAAUGUAGUUUUUACACCAUGCAAGGGGCGGAGGAGAUGAAGAUAUUGCCUACCUUGAGGUUGAAUAUAAUGAUAUAUUCCAUUUCAAUGUAGCAGAUGGUACAUUUUAUAAUCUCUUUUGACCUGUGACACAACAUUCCUAGCAUCUGGAAGUAUGGCUUUACCUUAUAAUUCUACCUUAUAACUUAAAUUUAGCCUGAGUUGGGGAGGGUGUUGAUCCUGAAAUAACUAGCCUGAGAGUACUUUCAGACUCCCAUUCCAAGUUCUAUUGAAAAUUAUGUUCAAACUCAUUUCAAAAUUGUUACCAAAUCUGGAUGUCAUAUUGAAUUCUGGGGCCCGUUUCAUAUUGUUAUAACAAAUUUACAAUAACAAUUUUAAAGCUACUGAAAUCAUUUGAUUUGAUUGGCUGAUGGUAAACUUGUUAGAGAAAUUGUGCAUUUGUCAUUAUAACAAGUCUUCAUGAAAUGUGACCCUGGUCGUCAGUUUUGUCAGCAGGUGUUCGCAGAAGGUUAUCUCCCCACUUCACAAUUGCUUUAUACAAGAAUGCUGAAAGUCUGUUUGUUAGGCAUACAUUAAUUUAUUUCAGAUGAAUUUUUUUAUUCCAUGCUCUAAAUAGGUAUGCAUCAAAAUUUUAUUAAUGAUAGUACGCAAAUAAAUACAUAUCAAUGAUAUAACAUUUUGUAUAAUUUAUAAUACAUGUCAAUGUAUAUAA
Molecule: messenger RNA, 2074 nt
Organism: Lytechinus pictus (painted urchin)
Lineage: Eukaryota; Metazoa; Echinodermata; Echinoidea; Temnopleuroida; Toxopneustidae
Product: cyclin-D1-binding protein 1 homolog
Exons: 9
Coding region: 197-1243 (348 amino acids)
Biological process (GO): regulation of cell cycle
Cellular component (GO): nucleus
Source: RefSeq, a predicted model, not a curated record